This is a messenger RNA of Plectropomus leopardus (leopard coralgrouper), 1416 nucleotides long. RefSeq names its product gamma-aminobutyric acid receptor subunit rho-1-like. NCBI's taxonomy places the organism in Eukaryota, Metazoa, Chordata, Actinopteri, Perciformes, Serranidae. Gene Ontology annotation, biological process: monoatomic ion transmembrane transport. Gene Ontology annotation, cellular component: membrane. The record is from RefSeq and is a predicted model, not a curated record. Gene Ontology annotation, molecular function: transmembrane signaling receptor activity; extracellular ligand-gated monoatomic ion channel activity.
AUGCACACGGAUGUGGUGCUGCUCAACCUGCUGCUGUGGAUGGUCGGUGUGUCCGGGCACAGGAGUCCGAAAGGGCACACGCUGCAGCCAUACAGAAAUGUCAGGUCGAAAAGAGAAAUGCCUCUAACAGAAGGUCCAGGUCGCAAGAUUGGCAGCCCCAUAUUCAAGAGGAGUCCAGAUAUGACGAAAACCUGGGGUACAAAGUCAGAGCAGCUUCUGAGGAUAGACGACCACGACUUUACAAUGCGACCAGGAUUUGGAGGGCCUGCAGUCCCUGUCGGAGUGGAUGUUCAGGUUGAAAGUCUGGAUGCUAUUUCAGAGGUCGAUAUGGACUUUACUAUGACCCUGUAUCUGAGGCACUACUGGAAAGACGAACGUCUAUCCUUCAAAAGCAACAACAACCUGAGCAUGACCUUCGAUGGCCGCCUGGUGAAGAAGAUCUGGGUACCUGACAUGUUUUUUGUCCACUCCAAGAGGUCCUUCACCCACGACACCACCACCGACAAUGUCAUGCUGCGAGUUUACCCAGAUGGCAAAGUCCUCUACAGCCUCCGAGUGACAGUCACAGCCAUGUGCAGCAUGGACCUGAGCCGCUUCCCUCUCGAUACACAGACGUGCUCUUUGGAGAUAGAGAGCUAUGCGUAUACAGAUGAUGACCUGAUGCUGUACUGGAAGGAAGGGAACAGGUCAUUAAACACAGAUGACAGAAUCUCUCUCUCCCAGUUUCUCAUCCAGGAGUUCCACACCACCACCAAGCUGGCCUUCUAUAGCAGCACAGGCUGGUACAACCGUCUGUACAUCAACUUCACUCUGCGGCGGCACGUCUUCUUUUUCCUGCUGCAGACCUACUUCCCGGCAACUCUGAUGGUUAUGCUGUCCUGGGUGUCCUUCUGGAUUGACCGCAGGGCCGUCCCUGCCAGAGUACCACUAGGUAUAACUACAGUGCUCACCAUGUCCACCAUCAUCACUGGAGUCAAUGCCUCCAUGCCCAGGGUGUCCUACAUCAAAGCUGUGGACAUUUACCUGUGGGUCAGCUUUGUCUUUGUGUUCCUGUCGGUGUUAGAGUACGCUGCAGUCAAUUACCUGUCUACACUACAAGAACGCAAGGAAAGGGCACUACGAGAGAGGCUGCCGUGUACUUGUGGUUUGGCCCAUCCUGGCAUGAUGUCAGCCAGCUACAGUGAGGUGGAUGCCAACACGACGGGAAACUACGGCAUGCCAGAAGAGAAUGGAGUGAAACGGGAGAGGAUGCUGGUGCAGCUGGCAAUGGAGAGCGACCAGGUCACUGGCCAUGUUGGCUCCAGCGCCUACAACAAUGUCUGGAUCGACACGCAUGCCAUAGACAAAUACUCCAGAGUCCUAUUUCCUGGAUCCUACAUCUUCUUCAACAUCAUAUACUGGUCUAUCUACUCCUAA